This is a messenger RNA of Malania oleifera, 1911 nucleotides long. RefSeq names its product malate dehydrogenase [NADP], chloroplastic. Gene Ontology annotation, molecular function: L-malate dehydrogenase (NADP+) activity; L-malate dehydrogenase (NAD+) activity. Bases 207 to 1553 code for a protein of 448 amino acids. Gene Ontology annotation, biological process: malate metabolic process; tricarboxylic acid cycle; oxaloacetate metabolic process. Lineage: Eukaryota; Viridiplantae; Streptophyta; Magnoliopsida; Santalales; Ximeniaceae. The transcript has 13 exons. The record is from RefSeq and is a predicted model, not a curated record.
AUCCCAGUCGCACAUGGAUGUGUGCUUUGAAUCACACUAUCUUAGUAUGUUGACAAGUGUCAUGAGCAUGACCUCAUACUAAUAUUUCAAACUAUCCUCCUCUUCCUCAAACUUUCCUUCCUCCCCUUCGCUUCUCCCUCCAAACUACACUCCUCUGUCUCUCUACUUGUCUUUUUUUUUUUUUUCCCCUUUCUGCCAUAGCUACCAUGUCUGUUGCAGAGCUUGGGGCUUCGCACGCCCAAACGGGUCUUCAUUGUUCUCAGCUCUCAUUUCUAUCCACUUGUCUCAGCUACCGCCGCCCCCAUGCCUUUCGGCCCCUCCCUCGAGCGCGAAGCGCAAGAAUUUGCUGCUCUGUUGUGUCCAAUCAAGUUCAAGCUCCGGCGACUUUGCCCACCGAAGAUCCCAAGGCCAAGGCCGAUUGCUUCGGCGUGUUCUGCGUCACUUACGAUCUCAAAGCAGAAGAGGAGACAAAAUCCUGGAAGAAAUUAAUUAAUAUUGCAGUGUCAGGUGCUGCUGGAAUGAUAUCUAAUCAUCUUCUAUUCAAACUUGCAUCUGGUGAAGUUUUUGGGCCAGAUCAGCCUAUUGCAUUGAAGUUAUUGGGAUCUGAAAGGUCAUUCCAAGCUCUUGAAGGAGUUGCUAUGGAACUCGAGGAUUCCUUGUUUCCAUUGUUGAGGGAAGUGAGCAUUGGCAUCAAUCCUUACGAGGUAUUCCAGGAUGCAGAAUGGGCUCUUCUAAUUGGAGCAAAGCCUCGAGGGCCUGGGAUGGAGCGAGCUGAUCUGUUAGACAUUAACGGGCAGAUAUUUGCAGAGCAGGGAAAAGCUCUUAAUGCUGUGGCAUCCCGCAAUGUCAAAGUAAUAGUAGUGGGCAACCCCUGUAACACCAAUGCAUUAAUAUGUCUAAAAAAUGCUCCAAAUAUACCAGCAAAAAAUUUUCAUGCUUUGACAAGGUUAGAUGAGAAUAGAGCAAAAUGCCAGCUGGCCCUCAAGGCAGGAGUCUUCUAUGAUAAGGUUUCAAAUAUGACUAUCUGGGGAAACCACUCAACGACUCAGGUUCCAGACUUCUUGAAUGCAAGAAUUGAUGGCUUACCUGUCAAAGACGUCAUCAAGGACACCAAGUGGUUAGAGGAGGAGUUCACAGAGAAGAUCCAGAAGAGAGGUGGAGAUCUAAUUAAGAAAUGGGGAAGAUCUUCAGCUGCAUCAACUUCUGUAUCAGUUGUGGAUGCUAUGAGGUCUUUAAUAACUCCCACGCCCAAGGGUGAUUGGUUUUCGACUGGAGUUUAUACCAAUGGAAAUCCUUAUGGCAUAGCAGAGGGUAUUGUUUUUAGCAUGCCAUGUAGAUCAAAAGGAGAUGGUGAUUAUGAGCUUGCCAAGGAUGUCAUAUUUGAUGAUUUCCUUCUCAAGCGACUGACCAAGACUGAAGCCGAAUUGUUAGCAGAGAAGAGAUGUGUUGCCCACCUUACAGGGGAGGCAAGUAUUAUAGCACAUCAUUGCUUCCUUACUGUUGAUAAUACCAUUUAUCUAUCUAAAUAUACUGCACUCUUUUUUAGGGUGUAGCCGUCUGUGAUCUGCCUGGGGACACGAUGCUUCCCGGAGAAAUGUAACAGGACAGCUCCUCUUUCAAAAAUUCUUCUGCCAACUUCCAAUGAGCAGCCUGACGGGGACGCUGGAAAAAUCAUGUCAGAAAUAUGCUACUUUGCCCAAAUACUAAUUACUACUGUUUUGUGGGAAUAAGUUCGCAGAGUAUCACUGAAUAUAUAAUUUUGCAUAUGGAAAUGGAUGUGUCAAAUUUUAAGGCAUUCCAGAUUUGAGGUUAUAUAGCAUUUUGCGGUGUAGCUUGCUUUGUUGCUUGUCAACUUAAUUGUUUUGCUUGGUUAAGAAUAUAAAUUUGAAUAUACUGUAACCUCAUUCUUUC